Molecule: messenger RNA, 1005 nt
Organism: Effrenium voratum
Lineage: Eukaryota; Dinophyceae; Suessiales; Symbiodiniaceae
Source: the annotation of a GenBank genome assembly
AUGGAGAGCAUGCUCUGCCUAGAUGCUCAGCGAGGCCGGCCGAAACUGGAAGCCACAAGAUUGGAUGAGGACUCCGAUGAGGCCAUGGACGUGCUCUCCAAUGUCGGGGUUCGCAGCGUAGGAGAGGCCUCUGAGGAGAUGAGUGAGGCUGCAACCAGGCCAGCCGAUGAGCCGCGGCGGGUGCUGAAGCCUCCGUUCUUCAAAUCCUGGCAGGACUUCAUGGAAUUCGACAUGAACUACAAGCACAAGAUUCCGAUCACUCAGAGUGACUUCAUGCUCCUGCUGGAGAAAGAGUCACAAGACAUGCAAGGUUGGGAUCUUUGCAUUGAUCGGAAAGAGAUCAAGGUGGCAAAGACACUACAGACGGACGGCUCCGGGUGCCUUUUCUUGCGAGCAUGGGCGACCUUGCCGGGUGUUGAGCUUCCGGUGGUCUUCCACAUGUUCCACAAUACUGACAUGCGCAUGCAGUGGGACAAAGCCUUCUCCGACAUGAGCAUAGUCGACAGGGUCCAGGGCUCGGACAUCCUCUACAGUGUGCUGCGCGUGCCUGCAUUCACGCCGCGUGACUAUGUGCAGUACCGGCGGGCCAAAGUAUUGGAGGAUGGCACAAUCCUCAUCAGCCUCCGAUCUGCGAAUCAUCCGGACUUGCCGGAAAAGAAUGGGUACGUUCGAGCUGAGUCCUUCACUUCCGGCUAUGUCAUGAAGCAAUAUGCUGAUGGGGAUGGCAAAGGCACCAAGAUUUUCCUCAUGACCUGCACUGACGUGAAGGGCAUCAUUCCGAAGUGGAUCAUCAACUUUGUCGCUCCGCGGAAGCCUGGGGAGUGGAUCGACUGCCUGAAGAAAGCAUGCCUGGACUACCAGGCGAACAAUCCGGACUACGGCAUGCUGCAGAAGGAAUUGGACCCCUUUCGGGCGGCGGUGCCUUUCGACUACGAGGACAUGGAUUCGAGUCUGGUCCGAUCUCCGGUCCCUGAGGCCCAGACGACGCGCGUUUGUGGGCUAUGA